GGGAUAUUAUAAUAAUGGGUAACGUCCGUGUCGUAGGAAGCCAUAAUAGGGUGUUGGGCAGCACAGCGAAACCGCCCCAGUAAAAAUCAGAAGCAAGAGAAGGCGCGAAAGCAACUCCGUAAAUAAUGACACUUUUUAACCAGCCAUAAAGUUUUCGCUAAUCAAUCAGUGCGCUCGACACAUCUCUAAAUCCCCGUCAUCGCUGGCGCAAUUGCUAUGGAUAUCAUGGUGUUGUUGUCUUGGACAAAUGUGGUGAAGCUGAGCAAACAGAGCAAACACCCGCGCCGGCUUAUCUAAGCUGGAAAAAAUAUCUCUGGGUGGGGCCGUGGUGAGUGCGCUGGGAUACCAUAACAAAGACCAACUCUUCCCUUCACUCUUCUCUCCAACAAUUACAACUCAUUUUUACCUCAAACAGCCUCAAUUGCUUUUUGUGACUGAAAAUUUUCUUUUUCGCCAGCCUCCAUAUACAUCCCAGCCGCCACAAUGAUUUCCCUGCGCGCGUUUGCUCCCGCGCGGCAGUGCCUACGAACGCCAGUCGGCCAAUUGGCCCGCAAAUCUCCGCUCAAUGUUCGAUGCUAUGCUGUGGCUGUUGCGGAAAAAGUAGCAAAAUUUCCAGGAACCAAAGGCCCUGACGGCAAAUACACAGUCACAUUGAUCGAGGGUGAUGGUAUCGGGCCAGAGAUCUCACAAUCCGUCAAAGAUAUUUUCGCCGCUGCACAGGUACCGAUAAAAUGGGAACCGGUCGACGUUACGCCGAUUCUCAAGGAUGGGAAGACUGCUAUUCCAGAUGAGGCUAUCAACAGCGUGAAGAAAAAUUUCGUCGCCCUAAAGGGACCACUUGCUACACCCGUCGGAAAAGGCCAUGUUUCCCUCAACCUUACUCUUCGCCGUACAUUCAAUCUUUUUGCAAACGUCCGACCUGGCCGGUCGAUUGCUGGUUACAAAACCCCAUACGAUAACGUCGAAACUAUCCUCAUCCGCGAGAACACCGAGGGCGAAUACUCUGGAAUUGAACAUGUUGUGGUGGAUGGCGUUGUGCAGAGCAUUAAGCUCAUUACUCGGGAAGCCUCCGAACGUGUUCUCCGCUUUGCCUUCCAAUAUGCCCAGGAGGUAGGCAGGAAGAAGGUCCGCGUCGUGCAUAAGGCCACCAUCAUGAAAAUGUCCGACGGUCUCUUCCUGCGUACUGCGAGAGAUGUUGCCAAGGAUUUCCCCGAUAUUGAGUUCGACGCCGAACUCCUUGACAAUACUUGCUUGAAAAUUGUUACCGAUCCCGUCCCUUACAACGACAAAGUCCUGGUCAUGCCCAACCUUUACGGCGAUAUCCUAUCUGACAUGUGUGCUGGUUUGAUCGGCGGCCUGGGUCUCACCCCGUCCGGUAACAUUGGAGACGAAUGCUCUAUCUUCGAAGCUGUCCACGGAUCCGCCCCUGACAUUGCUGGUCAACAGAAGGCGAACCCAACAGCCUUGCUCUUGAGCAGCAUCAUGAUGUUGCAGCAUAUGGGACUGAAUCAGCAUGCCGAUAAGAUCCAAAACGCUAUCUUCGCCACUCUCGCGGAAGGAAAGUCCCUCACUGGUGAUCUUGGUGGCAAUGCCAAAACCAACGAAUACGCAAGCGCCAUCAUCUCUAAACUGUAAUAGUAAUAUAUUAUCUCCCUACACUCUCUCAUCAACGAUUUCCCCGAAUGUUUUACGCAACCAAUCAUUUGCAGUUCUCCAUUAGAUAGAGAUGGUCGUGAUGUACAUAUCCUGAGCUCAGUGAGCUGAUAUUUUCUUUGUUUUCUUGUUUAUCAUUGCGAGAGUUAGCACAGUUUACUCCUUUCCUUAAUUGCUACGCGUUAUUUGUAUACAAAAAAGUGGCUCGAUGUAAUACUACGUAGAUGGCUUCCGGCGGUUCCCUGUUGAGGUUGAUCUUCCUUUUGCAUUUGGAUAUAUAAACUUAAAUGUGGAAGAUAUUGGACUCUAGCUGUGGUAUACUUACAUACAAACUCGUAUAAUGUUCACCUGUUGGUGAUAACCGUGCAAACUUCCAAAAAACAAAACUAGCCCGCGUGUCCGGGUUUUCGCUAACCAGUCAUUGAAAGAGAUGCGAAGAUACAUCACGUCCCAUAAUUUAAAAACGCCCGACUCGAGUUAACCCCCAUUAAGGAUCGAAAAAGUGAAGAAGGGACAACAAGAGAAGGAAAAAAAAAAAAAAAA
Messenger RNA from Blastomyces gilchristii SLH14081, 2196 nucleotides. RefSeq names its product isocitrate dehydrogenase [NAD] subunit 2, mitochondrial. Gene Ontology annotation, molecular function: magnesium ion binding; NAD binding; isocitrate dehydrogenase (NAD+) activity. Gene Ontology annotation, biological process: tricarboxylic acid cycle; isocitrate metabolic process. The record is from RefSeq and is a predicted model, not a curated record. NCBI's taxonomy places the organism in Eukaryota, Fungi, Ascomycota, Eurotiomycetes, Onygenales, Ajellomycetaceae. Gene Ontology annotation, cellular component: mitochondrion. Bases 484 to 1635 code for a protein of 383 amino acids. The transcript is spliced from 6 exons.